This is a messenger RNA of Paramecium octaurelia, 1596 nucleotides long. The record is from the annotation of a GenBank genome assembly. NCBI's taxonomy places the organism in Eukaryota, Ciliophora, Oligohymenophorea, Peniculida, Parameciidae.
AUGGAUGAAGAAACCUUAUCAUUGCUAAUAGAUUACAUACUGGGUUUUGGUGAUAUCUUUGAAUUCGACACCGACAGACUCUUUUAAUUGAGAUGCAAACAGAACUUCGUACCCAAGAAAUUAUCAUUUAAACCAAAGAAUAAAUUGAUCAGCCAGAUAUCUGCAGAACUUAAUAAUUCAAUUAGCUUAAAAAUCGAUCUCUUAAGAGAUUAAUCUCGACAACAGACCGAUGCCAUCAUGUAUAAAUUCAAUAGUCAAGAUCAUACUCUCUAACAGCUUACUUAGCAAAUCAAAGAAAAACCCAGCCAAGAAGAUUUGUGUGAUCUCUAAAUGUAAAUUCGGAAGCUUUAAAACUAAUGUGAAGGAGAAUUCACCAAGAUAUAAACACAAAUCAACAAUUAUUUAAUAUCUAUUCAAGAAUCACUCAAUUCGUAUCUGAAAACCUAAGAUUUUCAUAUGCUAUUUGAAGAAUAGAUAAGUGAUCACAUGAGUCAUCUCUAAGCCAAGUUUGCUCCCAAAGAUAUGACCAUGCAAUAAUUAGAUCUCCUAGAAUGUCGAUUCCAUCAUUUGAGUGAGCAACUUAUAGAACUUAAGCGAUAUACCAAUUCUAACAUCAAUGAAGUAAUCAAAAAAUAAGAUGUAUUAUGUAAUUGAUAAAUUUCCCUCUAGUUCAUUCUCUCAGACCUAACUACAACUGUGAAAUUACAUGAAUUUUAAGAAUUCGUAGAUUCCUCCAAAAUAUUUGCUACUCAAACACAACUCUCAGCCUUUUAGGAACAAUUACUACCCAAAAUUAAAGAACUCUCAGAUAUCGUAGAUAAAGAUUUCAAUGAAGUCCAAGGGUUCCGUAAAAUAAUCAAGGCAACAGAUUAUGAAUUAUUACAAAAAGCGACCAAAAUGGAUUUGAUGAUUUUAAAAAAAGAAUAAGAAGAUUAUAAAUUGCAAAAUUAUAAAAUGUAACUUUAAAUUUAAGACGCAUUCAAAUUAAUCACUAGAUGUUAUUAAUACUAUGAUGAAUAGAGAUAACAGAUGGCAAAUUAGUUAUCAGAAUAAAUAAUAUGUAGUAUUGAAGAUACUAUUAAGACUAAUGUAAAUAAAUAGAUGGAAUUAUAUAAACUUGAAAAUGUUGGCUAAUAAAUAGAUCGCAUUUAAGAUUUCUUGAGAUCUAAGGCAAAUAAGGUUGAUGUAUCUGAUUCAUUAAAACUUAAAUCGAAUUUAAAAGAUUUUCAGUCUCUCGAGGAUCAAUUCAAUGUUAUGAGUAAGACAUUCAAAUCUUAGAUGAGGAUAUUUGCAGAAUUUAUAGAAUUAUUUGGAAUUGAUACAGACAAUGAAUCCAUGAAUUUUAAAAAGAAUGCCAUUUAAAAGUUGAUAUUUGAUACCAAAUCUCUUAGGAGUAGCUUCUAAAAAAGGAAUUCGUAAUAGCUAACAGGAGUAGAGGAUCAACCAUUAACUACUAGAUAAAGUUCAAGUAAAAAAAAAAUAAACACUUCUCCAAAAAGCAAUGGAGUCAAAUUACUACUCAGACCCUUAUUAUCAAAUACAUUUUCUGUCCAAUAAGCGAAAAGAAAUAAACUGAAUUUGUCAAUGAUAUCAUGA